CUACCUGUUCCCAUAUUUUCUACUAGAAUAAGUCAAAUCCAUGCCUGGAGGACCUAUUCCCGGCGGCCGCACCAGCGUCCGCAUAGUUGUGGUCGGUGAUCGAGCCACCGGAAAGUCAAGUCUCAUUGCCGCUGCCGCCUCCGAAACCUUCUCUCGAGAAGUUCCUCCGGUGCUGCCACCUACUCGCCUCCCUGCCGAUUUCUAUCCGGAUAAUGUCCCCAUCACUAUCAUUGACACCUCAUCCAGUUUGGAGAAUAGAGGGAGGCUUGCUGAAGAGUUGAAGCGAGCUGAUGCGGUUGUGUUGACAUAUGCAUGCGAUCAGCCGACGACACUCAAUCGCAUCAGUUCUUUCUGGCUUUAUGAACUUCGUCGAUUAGAGGUCAGGGUACCGGUUGUUGUAGUUGGUUGCAAGCUAGAUAGACGAGAUGAAGAGUAUAAUUUGAACAUUGUGAUGGCUCCAAUCAUGCGACAGUUUCGUGAGAUUGAGACUUGCAUAGAAUGUUCAGCUGCUAACUUGCUCCAGAUUCCAGAAGUAUUCUACUAUGCCCAGAAGGCAGUCCUUCAUCCAACAGCCCCACUAUUUGAUCAAGAAACCCAAGCUUUGAAGCCACGUUGCAUGAGAGCAUUGAAGAGGAUAUUUGUUCUUUUUGAUCUUGAUAUGGAUAGUGCUCUCAAUGAUGAAGAAUUGAAUGAAUUUCAGGUCUUUUUCUAAUUUCAUUUCACCAU
Olea europaea var. sylvestris is the source of this 726-nucleotide messenger RNA. Its product is annotated as mitochondrial Rho GTPase 1-like. The record is from RefSeq and is a predicted model, not a curated record. Bases 41 to 712 code for a protein of 223 amino acids. Lineage: Eukaryota; Viridiplantae; Streptophyta; Magnoliopsida; Lamiales; Oleaceae. Gene Ontology annotation, biological process: small GTPase-mediated signal transduction; regulation of mitochondrion organization; mitochondrion organization. The transcript has 4 exons. Gene Ontology annotation, molecular function: GTP binding; GTPase activity. Gene Ontology annotation, cellular component: mitochondrial outer membrane.